GGCAAGGAAAUUCCACUCAGCUGUGUUGUAGUAUACAGGUUAGAGAAUAUGUGGUCAUGGAAGUACACAUGGAGGACAGUAAAGAAAUGGCACUUUUUUUUUGGCUCCUUUCUCAUGAGAAGUCCACUGUACCCUGCAGAACCUCAAGGGCUGACGAGGGAACAUUGAUGUUGCCUGGCUCUUCUGACCUUGGCUUCUUCUGUAAAAUGGGAUUACUUAUUGCAGUUCUUGGAAUCUGCUUCAGCUCUUCACUUGUAAGAGGACAUUCUAAGGCUGUCACAACAUCUCUAACUACAAAGUGGUCUUCAACUCCUUUGUUACUUGAAGCAAGUGAAUUUUUAUCAGAAGAAGGUCAAGAAAAAUUCUGGAAUUUUGUAGAAGCCAGUCAAAAUAUUAAGACAUCUGAACAUGAUGGUAGUGAUUAUGCUUCUUACCAUGAAAUGCUGAAAGCAGCCUGCCAGAGUCUGUCACCUUUGCAGCAGAACUUGUUGAAAUUUUCCUUGGCUUUACGCUCUUAUUCUGCAACCGUUCAAGCUUUUCAACAGAUAGCAGCAGAUGAACCUCCACCAAAGAGCUGUACCCUGUUUUUUGCUGUGCAUGGGGAUAAGACAUGUGAAUUUGAGUCGCUUGGAAACCUUUUACAGGGAGCUUCAGAAAGGCCAAAGCCAUUUUUGUUCAAAGGUGAUCACAAGUACCCAGUGUCAAACCCCGAAAGUCCUGUCGUCAUACUUUAUGCUGAGAUUGGCUCAGAGGAGUUCUACACAAACCACAAGAAGCUUGUUUUAAAGGCUGAGGCAGGGGAAAUCACUUAUGUCCUCAGACACUAUAUUGCUAAUCCCAGUAAAGAAAAAGUCUACCUCUCUGGCUAUGGUGUGGAACUGGCUAUUAAAAGUACAGAAUACAAGGCCAAGGAUGAUACACAGGUGAAAGGCACAGAUGUGAAUGCUACAGUAAUAGGUGAAAAUGACCCUGUUGAUGAAGUGCAAGGAUUUCUGUUUGGAAAACUAAGGCAGUUGUAUCCUGACUUGACAGAAGAGCUGAAAGAGCUUAGAAAACACCUCGUGGAAAGUACCAAUGAAAUGGCACCUUUGAAAGUAUGGCAGCUACAAGAUUUAAGUUUUCAAAGUGCUGCUCGCAUUUUGACUGCUCCCCCUGUGGAUGCUUUGAUGGUCAUGAAAGACCUGAGUCAGAACUUUCCUACUAUGGCCAGAGCCAUAACGAAAACAGUUGUUUCUUCGGAACUCAGAGCAGAAAUUGAAGAGAACCAAAAGUAUUUCAAAGGAACAUUAGGAUUGCAACCAGGAGAUUCUGCCUUGUUCAUCAAUGGACUGCUUAUUGAUUUAGACACUCAGGACAUAUUUAGCUUGAUUGACGUGCUGCGCAAUGAAGCCCGUGUUAUGGAAGGCCUACACAGCUUAGGAAUUGAGGGGCUUUCCCUGCACAAUGUUCUGAAAUUGAACAUCCAGCCAUCAGAUUCUGAUUAUGCUGUGGACAUUAGAAGCUCUGCUAUUUCAUGGAUCAAUAAUCUGGAAGUUGACAGUCGGUAUAAUUCCUGGCCUUCCAAUGUGCAAGAACUGCUGCGUCCCACGUUUCCAGGUGUGAUCAGACAAAUCAGAAAAAACUUCCAUAAUUUCGUGCUGAUAGUAGAUCCUGUUCACGAGACCACUGCAGAAUUACUGAAUGUGGCAGAGAUGUUCUUCAGUAACCACAUCCCACUGAGGAUAGGACUAGUCUUUGUGGUUAAUGACUCAGAGGAUGUUGAUGGACUUCAGGAUCCAGGUGUUGCCCUCCUUAGGACGUACAAUUACGUGGCACAAGAAAUGGACAACAAUUACGCUUUCCAGACUGUCAUGUCUAUAUAUAACAAAGUAAAAACAGGAGAUCAGCUCAAAGUGGAGCAUGUGGUUAGUGUUCUUGAAAAACAGUAUCCUUAUGUGGAAAUCAACAGCAUUCUGGGAAUUGAUUCUGCCUAUGAUCAAAACAGAAAGGCAGCAAGAGGUUACUAUGAGCAAACGGGUGUAGGUCCUCUCCCUGUUGUGCUGUUCAAUGGAAUGCCUUUUCAAAAAGAUCAGUUGGAUCCUGAUGAUCUGGAAACUGUGACAAUGCACAAAAUCCUGGAAACGACAAGCAUCUUCCAGCGAGCUGUGUACCUGGGUGAAUUAUCUAAUGACCAAGAUGUGGUUGAAUACAUCAUGAACCAGCCUAAUGUUGUUCCAAGAAUUAACUCAAGAAUUUUAAUGUCUGACAGAGAGUACCUAGAUUUUACAGGAAUAAGUAACUUUUAUGUAGAUGACUUUGCUCGAUUUACCACAUUGGACUCCAAAGAUAAGACAUCUGCUGUUGCAAACAGCAUGACCUACUUAACAAAGAAAGGAAUGUCUUCCAAGGAGAUCUAUGAUGACUCCUUCGUUAGACCAGUUACUUUUUGGAUUGUUGGUGAUUUUGAUAAACCUUCAGGAAGGCAAUUACUGUAUGAUGCAAUUAAACAUCAGAAAUCCAGCAACAAUGUUCGAAUUGGCAUGAUUAAUAAUCCUAGUAAUGAUCCAAAUAGCCAGAAUACAGUUGUCGCUAAAGCCAUAUGGGCAGCUCUACAGACACAAACAUCAAAUAAUGCCAAGAACUUCAUCACCAAAAUGGCCAAAGAAGAAACUGCAAAGGCACUAGAGGCAGGAGCUGACAUCUUAGAAUUUGCUGUUGGGGGUAUGGAUACCAAUAUUUUCAAAGAAGCCUUUGAAUCUCCCAAGGUGGAUUUUAUUCUGUCUCAUGCUGUAUAUUGCAGAGAUGUUCUAAAGCUGAAGAAAGGGCAGAGGGCUGUGAUCAGCAAUGGAAGGAUGAUUGGCCCAUUAGAGGAUGGUGAGAUGUUCAAUCAGGAUGAUUUUCAUCUCCUUGAGAAUAUCAUUCUAAAGACAUCAGGACAGAAAAUCAAAUCUCAGAUUCAGCAGCUGGGAUUCGAAGAAGAUCUUGCAAGUGACUUGGUCAUGAGAGUGGAUGCUCUUCUUUCUGCUCAACCAAAAGGAGAGGCAAGGAUUGAAUAUCAUUAUUUUGAAGAACGAUACAGUGCAGUUAAACUGAGACCAAAAGAGGGGGAGACAUACUUUGAUGUUGUGGCUAUAGUUGAUCCUGUGACCAGAGAUGCUCAAAGACUUGCUCCGUUACUUCUGGUUUUGAACCAGUUGAUAAAUAUGAACCUAAGAGUGUUUAUGAACUGCCAGUCCAGGCUUUCUGACAUGCCACUGAAAAGCUUUUAUCGCUAUGUUUUGGAGCCAGAGAUUUCUUUCACAGCAGAUAACAACUUUGCUCCAGGACCAAUUGCGAAGUUUUUGGAUAUGCCCCAAUCUCCAUUGUUCACUUUAAACCUAAAUACUCCCGAGAGCUGGAUGGUGGAAUCUGUUAGAACCCCAUAUGACCUUGAUAAUAUUUACUUAGUGGAGGUGGACAGUGUUGUAGCUGCAGAAUAUGAAUUGGAGUAUCUGCUUCUGGAAGGACACUGCUAUGAUAUUACAACUGGACAGCCACCUCGGGGACUCCAGUUUACACUAGGAACUUCAACCACUCCAGUCAUCGUUGAUACCAUUGUUAUGGCCAACUUGGGCUACUUCCAGUUAAAAGCUAAUCCUGGUGCAUGGACUCUAAGACUGAGAAAGGGCAGAUCUGAGGAUAUCUACAGAAUAUACAGCCAUGAUGGCACAGACUCUCCACCUGAAGCUAGUGAAGUUAGUGUUGUUCUCAACAACUUCAAGAGCAAAAUUAUUAAAGUGAAGGUUCAGAAAAAACUAGAUAUGAUGAAUGAAGAUCUACUAAGUGAUGGUACCAGUGAGAAUGAAUCUGGAUUUUGGGAAUCCCUCAAAUGGGGAUUCACAGGAGGACAAAAGAAUGAAGAUGUGAAACAGGAUAAAGAUGAUGUACUAAAUAUAUUCUCUGUGGCUUCAGGACACCUGUAUGAAAGAUUCCUACGCAUAAUGAUGUUGUCUGUGCUGAAGCACACCAAGACUCCUUUAAAGUUUUGGUUUCUGAAGAACUACUUAUCACCCACAUUCAAGGAGUUCAUCCCAUACAUGGCAAAGAAGUAUAACUUCCAGUAUGAGCUUGUCCAGUAUAAAUGGCCACGCUGGCUUCAUCAGCAAACAGAAAAGCAGCGUAUCAUCUGGGGUUACAAGAUCCUCUUUCUAGAUGUGCUCUUCCCAUUAGCUGUUGAUAAAAUCCUGUUUGUGGAUGCUGAUCAGAUUGUGCGCACAGACCUAAAGGAAUUACGAGAUUUCAAUCUAGAUGGUGCUCCUUAUGGGUAUACUCCAUUCUGUGACAGUCGAAAAGAAAUGGAUGGCUACAGGUUCUGGAAAUCAGGAUAUUGGGCAAGUCAUCUAGCUGGAAGAAAAUACCACAUCAGUGCUCUGUAUGUUGUGGAUCUGAAGAAGUUCAGAAAGAUAGCAGCUGGAGAUCGACUCAGAGGACAAUAUCAGGGUCUCAGUCAGGAUCCUAACAGUCUGUCCAACCUCGACCAGGAUUUGCCUAACAACAUGAUCCACCAGGUGCCAAUUAAAUCACUGCCACAGGAGUGGCUGUGGUGUGAAACAUGGUGUGAUGACUCCUCAAAGAAGAGAGCAAAAACCAUUGAUCUGUGUAAUAACCCAAUGACCAAAGAGCCCAAGUUGCAAGCAGCAAUGCGUAUAGUUCCAGAAUGGCAGGACUAUGAUCAAGAAAUCAAACAGCUCCAGAGUCUUUUCCAGAAAGAAAAAGAAACAGAAGAAGAAACAGGAAUACCAGCUGAGAUGCCAGGACAACACACACACGAUCCAGCAGCACAUGUGGAAUUAUGAUCCAUGGAGAAAAACUCAAGUUAGACUGUUUCAUAGACAAUUUUUAUAUGGAAAGCUAGUUUUUUUUUUUGGUAUGUCUGCAAAACUGCUGAAUAAUUGAAUGGGAUGAUGUAUGCAUUUUUAUUACUUGCCUUUGGGUUAAUUUCUGCAUAUGAAAUAGGAUCAGGAUUGCUGGAAUUAACAGUACUGGUCUUUUGCACCUGUGGUGGAGAUGAAAGAGCCCAGGAUGGAAUUUAGCAUUUCAGAAACAAAAUUUCAAAAUCCACUGGAAAAGCCAAGAGCCUGUACCUUCAGCUGUUGCUGCCUCCACCACUGAUGAAGAUCCUGUUAGCCUCAGAUCUGACUCCAGAGCUUGGAAAUCACAGCCCCACUGAGCCACUGGCUAGAACAUAAGUCCUAACCUCAACAGAUGGAGAUAAUUUUUCCAGGUACAAUUAAAGGUUCAGACUCAUGCCUUGAAUGGGAUACUGUUUUAUCUGCAGGUUUUCAAAUGGUCUGAAUUGCUUCUCAGAUUUUUCAGUAUGCCCUUGGUUUUGUAAAAAAAAAAAAUCUAGUUAUUACUUAGAUUUUCUAUUUCCUGUCCUCAUUUACUGGCCCAUUUCUGGUGGUUUGGCUUAAUGUAAAGUUACCACAGUCUAUUAAAAUAUACACCCAAAUACAAAUGCCUACACUUACAAAGUGAGCAAAACAUGGAAUGUGACACUCUAGCCCACCUGACUUUAAUCGAAGUGCCCUCCCUUCUUCCUGCUCCAAGUUUAAAUUAGUCUGCAAAACUGGUAGGGCCUUACUAUUGCUGUGGUUCUCUGAUUCAUGAAUGUGUUUUGUUAUGAAAUCUGUGGAAGCUUGGAAGAUUAUCAUCUUGUACAUUUCAUUAACUUUAUUUUUUCUUCAAACAGAUGUUGUCACAUCAAUAAAAACUUCGGCAUUCUUAGGUCUUCAGCUUUA
This is a messenger RNA of Neopsephotus bourkii (Bourke's parrot), 5759 nucleotides long. It is a transcript of the gene UGGT1, whose product is annotated as UDP-glucose glycoprotein glucosyltransferase 1. The coding region runs from base 57 to 4814 and encodes 1585 amino acids. Gene Ontology annotation, molecular function: UDP-glucose:glycoprotein glucosyltransferase activity. The record is from RefSeq and is a predicted model, not a curated record. Lineage: Eukaryota; Metazoa; Chordata; Aves; Psittaciformes; Psittacidae. The transcript has 42 exons. Gene Ontology annotation, cellular component: endoplasmic reticulum.